Messenger RNA from Ichthyophthirius multifiliis, 502 nucleotides. RefSeq lists its product as hypothetical. Lineage: Eukaryota; Ciliophora; Oligohymenophorea; Hymenostomatida. The record is from RefSeq and is a predicted model, not a curated record. The transcript has a single exon.
AAAAAAUAAUUAAAAAAAUAAAUUAAAUAAAAAAAAAAUGUCCCAAUAAAAUCACUACAAUCAUUAAAACGUCCCUGAAGAAAUUGCUAAAAAAUUCCCUGCCUUAUAAGGAAAACAUUUUGGGCAUAUAGAUGUUCCUUAACAUGUAUUAGAAUCUGUUAAAAGAAAUGUUACCAAACCUUUAGUAUAAUCCAGAACACUUUAGCCAUUAAUCUAAUAAAGUUUUAUUGGUUAACCUGCUGUAUUAGGAGGUGGUUAACCUGUUAUAUUACCAAGAGGAGUUGCUUAGAAUUAAUUUACAAACACCGGAUUUUUGCAUUAAGGAAAUUCUAAAGUUUAUACAGAUUUAGAUGUGCCAGAAGAUGUUGCGAAAAAAUUCCCUAAUUUACAAUAGAGAAUACAUAAAAACAAUUGAAUAUGAAAAAUAAAAAAAAAGUUAUUUAUCUCUCUCUUUUUUUUUUUUUUUUUAUUUAUAUUUUUAUGCCUUUUUUAUUACUCUCUC